UCGCCCCGCGCCCGCAUGGCUCCGCUGGCCGAGGUGGGCGGCUUCCUGGGCGGCCUGGACGGCCUGGGGCAGCCGGUGGGUGCCCACUUCUUGCUGCCGCCCGCCGGGGAGCGCCCGGCGCUGCUCGGGGACCGCCGCGCCCCGGCCGAGCGGGGGGAGCGCCGCGCCCCGGCCGCGGCAGCGGCGGCGGAGCUGGCGCACUUGCAGGGCAUCCUGCGGCGGCGGCAGCUCUACUGCCGCACCGGCUUCCACCUGCAGAUCCUGCCCGACGGCAGCGUGCGGGGCACCCGCCAGGACCACAGCCUCUUCGGUAUCCUUGAAUUCAUCAGUGUGGCAGUGGGACUGGUCAGUAUUAGAGGCGUGGACAGUGGCCUUUACCUUGGAAUGAAUGAGAAGGGAGAACUCUAUGGCUCUGAGAAACUAACUUCUGAGUGCAUCUUCAGGGAGCAAUUUGAGGAAAACUGGUACAACACUUACUCAUCCAACGUCUACAAACAUGGGGAUUCAGGGCGGAGGUACUUUGUAGCACUUAAUAAAGACGGUACUCCCAGAGAUGGGGCAAGGUCCAAAAGACAUCAGAAAUUCACACAUUUCUUGCCCCGGCCUGUGGAUCCUGAAAGAGUUCCAGAACUGUACAAAGAUGUAUUAGGAUACAGCUGAGCAAAGAGGCAGCUUUGGCAAAUAUGCAGCUGUUGCCUGUGCUUUCAUGGCGAUGCCAGCAUGAGGAACCUGCAGCAGUCGAGGAUGCUGGAUGUG
Molecule: messenger RNA, 756 nt
Organism: Camarhynchus parvulus
Lineage: Eukaryota; Metazoa; Chordata; Aves; Passeriformes; Thraupidae
Gene: FGF20
Product: fibroblast growth factor 20
Exons: 3
Coding region: 16-660 (214 amino acids)
Biological process (GO): cell differentiation; positive regulation of gene expression; positive regulation of protein phosphorylation
Cellular component (GO): cytoplasm
Molecular function (GO): fibroblast growth factor receptor binding; growth factor activity
Source: RefSeq, a predicted model, not a curated record